Drosophila kikkawai is the source of this 1020-nucleotide messenger RNA. RefSeq names its product protein THEM6. The record is from RefSeq and is a predicted model, not a curated record. NCBI's taxonomy places the organism in Eukaryota, Metazoa, Arthropoda, Insecta, Diptera, Drosophilidae.
UCAACUUUCGAGUGAUUGUUUGCUUUCUUCUGCUUUUGCCGCUGUCUCGCAGCCAGUCUUCAGUCUUCUUUCUUCAGCUCUGUGGAACGGUUGUGUGUCGCUCUCGUAUCACUCACCGCCCUACCGCUUCGCUCUCCGUUUCUCUCAGUGUGUGUAAGCGACCGUCCCGCAAGGCAAAAAAUCUCCAAGUCAGACCCAGAAGAAACCCCAAAGAGCGACCAUGUCUUGGCUGGUGGUGUUGCUGAUCCUCUAUGUGAUCUGGGAUGUCAACUACUUCAUACGCUGCGUGUUCACCGUGUUUGCCGGCCGUUUGUUCCAGAGCAAACGCAAGGUGACGGACACCACCUCAAUCUAUGGUCUGUGCACCUCCCAGGAUGUGGACAUCUUCAUCCGGCACAUGAACAAUGCUCGCUAUGUCCGUGAACUGGACUUUGCCCGCUUCCAUUUCUAUGCUUUGACCGGUCUCUACGAAAAGAUCCGUGCCCGCAGGGGUGGUGCUGUCCAGGGUGCCAGCAGUGUUAGGUAUCGCCGGACCAUACCCAUCUUCCAUCCGUACAAGAUCACCACCAAGCUGGUGUGGUGGGACGAGAAGGCCAUCUAUUUGGAGCAGCAGUUCAUCACGCUGGCCGAUGGCUUUGUGCGGGCAGUGGCCAUGUCCAAGCAGAAUAUCACCAAUUGUGAUGUCUUGGAGGUGCUCAAGUCGUAUCCGGAGACGGCCAAGCGGCCGGAGAAGCCCGAGGAGCUGAAGCUGUGGCUGGAUGCCAUUGAGGUGUCCAGCCAGAAGUUGCGCAAGGACAAGUAGGGAUUCUAACACUCAGCUUAUAAGCUCUUGCCUCAUUUUAUUUGUGCUUAUUUUUUUUUAAUAAUUAUAAUAGUCUGAUUUAAACACUAUAAAUAUAGAAAGAAAAUAGGGAAAAAUAUGAUCUUUAUUUCCUUAAUUCUAAAUUUUGUAAACAUAAUUUUUAUAUGGAAUUUGGUCCAAGUUUUGGCAAUAAAAACCUUUGCUUGACGAAAAUGAAA